This is a messenger RNA of Pocillopora damicornis (cauliflower coral), 1334 nucleotides long. RefSeq names its product leucine-rich repeat protein 1. Gene Ontology annotation, molecular function: protein binding. Gene Ontology annotation, cellular component: cytoplasm. The record is from RefSeq and is a predicted model, not a curated record. Lineage: Eukaryota; Metazoa; Cnidaria; Anthozoa; Scleractinia; Pocilloporidae.
GGUUGUUGAAUGUUAUUCUUUUAGAAGUAUUUUCAUCCGAAAAAACAAGAAUGCGUAUAAACUGUGAAAUAUCGAUCGUAAAUCGUAUAGCUGCUUCUCACAACGUGCGAAAUGCAAGCAAGCCUGCGCGCGCCUCUUUAGCAAUCGGGCGAAAAGAUUCUUCGAAACUUGACGAUGAGAGAGGAAAGAACGUGUUUCUUUUAGUUUGUACAGCAAAAGAGAGGAAUGGAGCUAAAUACAAGAUCAAAGAAAACCUGCAGCAGGUCUUCUCCAAGUUUCUCGAAAAAGGCAAAGCUACGAUUCGCUUUAAAGAACCUCCACACGACCUCUUCAUCAACAAGGCUGACCCAUCAAGUCUGAAAACAUUUUUAUCUUUACUCAAGCUUGGAGAUAAAGCAUUGGAAAAUGUCAACCUAUCCUGUCUGGUUCCUGCAAAGAUCUCUGAAAUAGAAAAGCCCAAAACUGAAAUGGUGAUCAAACGUAGAGCAGAUUAUCCUCUUGGAAAGCCAUUUCUAAGUAAGCUUGACAAGUUGACUGUAAACAACUGUGGAAUUGUGCGUAUUGAGGCACGCAUUUUACAAAUGAAGAGCUUGUCAUGUUUGAAUGUUGCUGACAAUCAAGUGAGGGCAAUCCCUUGCAGACUGGCCAGUUUCUCAACAUUAUCAGAGCUAAUUUUGCAUGGCAAUCGGAUCAGGGAAUUUCCAUCUUUGUUGUGUUCUGGAAGCUUGACAUCAUCCUUGAAGCUCUUAGAUCUCAGUCAAAAUGAAAUAAAGCUUUUACCUGUGACAUUCUGUAACUUAAAGAACCUUGUUCAUUUAAAACUUGAUAAGAACAGUCUUCACAUGUUACCAAUAAAUACUGGAAGUCUUUCACAUCUGAGAUUCCUCUCUGCCAGUCACAACCAGCUAAAGGUCUUACCUUACAGCCUAUCCAAGUUAAAAUUGGAUUCCAUUGAUGUAUCUGCAAACCCAUUUUUAGCUCAGGAUAAGUGGUACAACGUUAGCAAAUUGGCUGUUCCAUCAUUGAAGGAAUGUGCAGGAAUUGCUGUCAAGAAGCACAAGUGUGCAUACUUCAAACAACUCAUUCCAUCCUCUCUAUGUGUAUUUCUGGACACAGCAAAACAGUGUUUUUGUGGAAACUACUGCUUCACAUCGUGUGUCCACCACAUUAUAACUAUCAAUAUUCAUCAGCUAGCUCAUACAGUUGUGUCUGCUUGUCCUACACAAAGCCACAUUCCAGCAGAGAGUUUUAUUUGUUCUCAAAGAUGUCUUCAGAGAUUGCAGAAUAACAAAAGACCUUUCUGGAGAUAGAAACCUUUUGGUCUCUAUUUGUUC